Molecule: messenger RNA, 1200 nt
Organism: Fusarium poae
Lineage: Eukaryota; Fungi; Ascomycota; Sordariomycetes; Hypocreales; Nectriaceae
Exons: 2
Coding region: 1-1200 (399 amino acids)
Biological process (GO): protein lipoylation
Cellular component (GO): mitochondrion; cytoplasm
Molecular function (GO): lipoyltransferase activity
Source: RefSeq, a predicted model, not a curated record
AUGAUGCUUCUCAAACGCCCCUUGCAAAACUCAACGCCGAAGACCAUAUCACGACUCAUUCCCUCACUAUCAACUAUCUCAAGACGCCAAUUCACAGAUGCAGCAUCUCACUCAUCCAACAAUAUACAAGUCUACACUUCAAAGUCUCGUGACCCUUUCCUGAACCUCUCUGUAGAGCAUUAUCUCCUUCAGAAAACCCCUCCUGAGUCAACAAUCCUCUUCCUCUACACCAACGACCCUUGCAUCGUCUUUGGCCGUAACCAGAACCCAUGGAUGGAAGUAAACCUCCCAAGACUUGACAAGUUCCGAAAUGACCCUACAAGUGUAGGUUGGACUGGUGGUCCGGUGCAACUCGUGCGUCGUCGUUCUGGAGGCGGUGCUGUCUUUCACGAUGAAGGGAACGUCAACUUCAGUGUUAUCUGCCCUCCCGCCGUGUUUGACCGGAACAAGCACGCCGAGAUGGUUGUACGAGCGCUCUCAUCCCUUGGGAAACCAAACACCCGGGUCAAUGAACGACACGAUAUUGUCAUGGACAUCCCCAAUGACCCCAUCGGAACCUACAAGAUCUCAGGGUCCGCCUACAAACUCACUCGUCUCCGGUCUCUCCAUCAUGGAACUUGUCUUCUCCGGAGCCCAAAUCUAAAGAACAUAUCAGGCAUGCUGCGCUCUCCUGCUGAGCCGUUCAUCAAGACUCGGGGUGUCGAUAGCGUCCGGAGUCCCGUUCGAAACGUGGGCAUCGAGAACGCCGACUUUGAGGGUGCCGUGUUGGAGGAGUUUGCACGCAUGUAUGGCGAUGCUCAGGUCCGUGAGGAAAUCAGCGACGAAGUGCGUGAACUGGAUGUCAUCAGCAAAGGCUGCAACGAGCUACAGUCUCGGGACUGGGUUUACGGCCAAACACCAAAAUUCACCUUCUCAUCCUACCCAUACCCCGAAGAUCCUCGGGAACGUCCACAACUGGACUUUGAUACCAAGCUUCGCUUCGAUGCCAGGCACGGUGUCGUUGAGAAGUUCACGGCUCAGGGUGCAUCAUCUGCUACGGAAGAAGGUGACUUGUCAGCUCUCGCGUCAUCAUCCAUCUACAACGUCCCCAGCUGGACCGCGCAGCUUUCCCAGGCUGGUAUGUCCGACACAGAGGCGGCAAAGGUCGGGCCAUGGAUGGACAACGUCCUAGGAGUCGACUUCACGAAGCCUGCGCAAUAA